Psylliodes chrysocephalus is the source of this 738-nucleotide messenger RNA. The record is from the annotation of a GenBank genome assembly. NCBI's taxonomy places the organism in Eukaryota, Metazoa, Arthropoda, Insecta, Coleoptera, Chrysomelidae.
AUGAAGAACUCUGGUCAUAAGAAACUUGAAGAUCAGAUAGACUCCCUUCAAAAGGAAAUUAAAAAAAGGACGGGAUGUGUCAGUGACUUUCGGACAGCUAUUUCGCAAACGAUAAAUCGUUUUAAAGCUAUUAGUCACGAUGGGAAGCAGCGCACCGCAUGGAAAGUAGAUUUUGCGAAAAAAAUAACACGUGGCUACAUUCGUCACUUGCCUCUCCUACACGUAAAAAAAAGUAUUCCCGGUCGUCCUGCAAUACCAUUUGAGGAGAGCACAGAGAGGAUAAAGCGACAAAGGACUCAAGAAUUAAGAAAAUCUACGCCUUUACCUGAGCUCGUUUAUGCCACAAAAAUGAAAUUAAAAGCUUCGGGACAGGGCGCGGCCUCCAAAAUAAUUAAAGAUAUUUUAUCUGAUCCAUCAAAACCUAGUAAAUAUUUAAAAGCCUCUCAACAGUCACUUGAGACAGAUACGAUGAUGUCAAGAGAGGAUGCUGUAGCACUCCUAGUGGAAGCUGAUUUGUCUCGUCAUCAGUACAAUAUAUUGAAAUCAAAAUCUCCAAAAUCGUCCAAAUCUCGAAAAAUUUUUGCGUUACUUCCGCCCCCAUCAUCUGAUUUGGAUGAAUCCUCUGACGAAGAAAAUAGCGUGUUUCAUUGUGAAUCUUAUAGAGUUGAGAGCGACGCAGAAAGUGAGAGCUCUGAAUCAGUUAGUUUACCCCCUGAGGUACAAAAAAAUAUUUAUUAA